This is a messenger RNA of Amyelois transitella, 939 nucleotides long. Its product is annotated as prostatic acid phosphatase. NCBI's taxonomy places the organism in Eukaryota, Metazoa, Arthropoda, Insecta, Lepidoptera, Pyralidae. The coding region runs from base 1 to 939 and encodes 312 amino acids. Gene Ontology annotation, molecular function: phosphatase activity. The record is from RefSeq and is a predicted model, not a curated record. The transcript is spliced from 6 exons. Gene Ontology annotation, biological process: dephosphorylation.
AUGUUAAAUAUCGUAGUAUUUUGCUUCCUGUUGACCGUUUAUGCCACAAUCGAUGAUGAAUCUGAUUUGAUGAUGGUAUUUUUGGUACACAGACAUGGAGACAGGACCCCGACAUUGUCCACAAUAAAGUACAGCCCUGACCCUGUGACCCUGGUCAACUUGACCAAACCGUAUGGAUAUGGUCAACUAACAGAAAAAGGUAAACGUCGCUCCUACAAAUUGGGUGAAUUCAUUCGAAAAAGAUACGAUAAUCUAUUGGGCGAUCAAUAUAACUCGUCGAACGUCUACAUUCGAUCAACCGACUUCACCAGGACUAAGAUGACUAUACUGACGGCGCUGGCUGCUGUCUAUCCCCCGGGGCGCAAGAAAUGGAGCGACACAAUACAUUGGACUCCUGUGCCUUAUACCACAGUGCCUGUUAAAUAUGAUUUCAUAAGUAUAAAUUCGUCUCUCCCAAAAUAUAUAGCGAAAUUGAUGCCUCAAAUGCAUAAAGCUGCUACUAAGGCUCUUGAUGUUAUGUUUGAAGGUGUAAAUGCAUCUUUGGAAGCAGGCGUCCUCUUAGAAGAAUUCUUGCAUUACUCCAGUCUUAUCAUAUCUGGAAUUGACACAGAAAAAGUGAGAAUAUACUCAGCCCACGACUACAACGUAUACGCUUUCCAAAUCGUCACACGAGCGUCACCGAGGCAGGGAGUUCCGAAAUUCGCUUCAGCUUAUGCCUUAGAACUUAGGAGAGUGAAGAGUACUGGACAAUUUUUAGUGUUACCCGUGUAUUUACCACAGCCCGACGAAGAAUUGGUCUAUUUGGAAGUGAAGGAUUGCGGAAAACUAUGUGAUUAUAACAUGUUUGUAUCAUUAACUAAGGGUGAUGCUUUGGAUUACGACAUUUGGCAUGAGAAGUGCGGUUUCCAUGAAGAUUUCCAUGUGGAUACGUCUGAAUAA